AUGGGCAAAAUCAAGAAGGUUGCCAGUCAAAAACAUGAGGCUACAAUUUCGCCAUUCCUCGCAGAAUUUAUCGCCAAUGUCACAAGUCUCCCUGUCCCGGAGGUUCCCUCUCUUCUAAGCACCUUUCCUAAGCUAUGGCCAUUCCCUCGAGGUGACCUUUAUCACUGGAUCAAUGUCUUGGACCGCUUCGAUCAAAUCUUGGCCACGGUCAUCGAGAAAUACUCCCUCAAUACUGGCCCACAAACACAGAUUUUUGGGAGGAUUGCUCUAGAGGACUCGUAUACGGCCGAUGCGAGCAAGUCACCUGCCGAAGGCGUCGAUGCCAAACUAAAUUCUCUAGGAUAUGGGCCUGAAGGUGACCGAGAGCUGGUAGAGGCGAUUCUGGACUUCUCACGUCUACUGUUGGAGAAGUGUGGAAAUCGCAGUCUAUAUAGCAGCAGUGAGCGUUUGGGGGAUCUCUUGAAUACUACUUCCCUUUCCCUCCUCCAGUCGACACUGCGGUUAUCCCUCUGCUUGGCUCAACGAUACCACUCACGUCAACGUGGCUCUCACCAACAGACCAUGUUAGCGACUCAUUACAACAUCGAUUUAGAGAAGCUACUGAAGAUUGCCUCACCUUUCCCUCGUCCGUUCAUUGCAGGUAAACCCCCAUUUUCUGCGUCCCCUGCUGUGUCAGCCAAGGGCAAAGAAAAGGCUGUCCAGACAAAACGCAAUGCCAACGAAUUGGUGUCACUUGUGCGUGACAAUGACGGCUGGGAGGAAUGGGGUAAUGCUCGGGUCCUCUACUACUCAUCAAGUUCUACUGAACAAACUAGUACGACCUCAGAUUUUAGCCAGGGUGAACUUGGCGCUCAUGUCCCGACAACACCCACUCCGCUUCGCCGAAGUGCCACCCAUCACCCUACGCCACAACUGAGCCGCGGGCCCAGUGGAGAAGACUCUCCCGCCGUAAAUGCGACCCCUGGAAGCAAGGCCGAAGAAGCAUCCCGAGGGGGAAAGGUAUUGGAUCUUCCAUACUCGAAGAUUUCUGCCGGGAAGCUGGAAGAUCUUCUUGCCAGUAAUUUACCCCAUCUACCUCUUGAGUCAAAGUAUGAACUGCUCCACAAGGCUCGUGUCGCGCAGGCUUUAUCUGGAUCUCGCGAAACCCGCGAGCAGAUUCUUGGAAUUCGUAUUCUUGCCGUUACCAACCUAGCUUAUGUUCACCCCGAGUCAGCAUUCCAACAGAAGGUUCUUCAAUAUGACUUGGAACAGUCGAAACGCCUUCAGCUGACUUUCCAGCUGACCGAAUUGGUGCAUCUUGGCGCCAGUGGUGAUCUUGAAGUCUCAAGGAAUUUACAGACAUUGGCUAUUCAUGCUCUGGAUGCCUUGGCAAAACAUAAAGCUCGCGCUGUGGAUGUCUGCGCCGCCUUGAGUGUCAAUGUCAACCACGGUGUUCUGAUGUUUUUGACUCGCAAGGUAGUCAAUGAGCUGAGCGUUGAAGAUGAGGGAAUCGAUAAUUCCUAUGAUGAUGAAUGGCGCGAUGCGCUGCUUUCACUCUUGCGUACUCUCCCCAGUUCGAGCUCACGGACCCCCGAAACGCUCGUUGCUGCUGGUCUCAUCCCCAUGUUUGUUGAUAUCCUCAAUCUUCGAACUGAAAAGUCUCGCCGUGUCUACUCUCGGGUCAUGGAGUUCCUUGAUACCUUUGUUCACGCUGUCCGUGAUGCUCUAAGCACAUUGACAACGGCUAAGGGAUUCGAUGCGAUUUCCGCCCUGAUCGAUCAUGAGACCAAGACUGCCUUUGAGAAGGUUUCUGGUGGAGAAGGGUUCCCCUCUCGAUACAAGAACCCAUCUAUUGAUUACCAAAUUCCCUACUUCCAACAGCAAACUCUGCGUUGGAUGUUCCGCUUCGUUAACCACAUCAUGCAACACAAUGGUGGAGGAUUUGACCGCGUUUUGCGAAACCUAAUUGACUCUCCUCAACUUCUUACCUCCUUGCGAUUGGUGUUUGAAAACGCACGAAUAUUUGGUUCGCAUGUAUGGAGCAAUGCAGUCAACAUUUUGAGUAGCUUUAUCCACAACGAACCUACCAGUUAUGCUGUCAUCGCUGAAGCCGGUCUCAGCAAGAGUCUUCUUGCUGCUGUUAUGGGUCGUGAACUCAAGGCAAAAGAAAAGCCACCUGCCAUCGAACCAGAGGGGCCUAGCGAUGAGGCUCAACCCCCAGCUCCAGCGCCUGUUUCUGAACCAAUCUCCCCUACUGAAAGCAAGAACGAAGUUGUUCGCGAGUACCUCAUGGCUCGGCAGCCUGGUACAGAUCUUGCUCCAGGAAUCAUUGCUGCAGCUGAUGCUCUUGCGUGCAUUCCAUCAGCAUUUGGAGCCAUUUGCCUGAACGCAUCCGGUCUCGACCUGUUCCAAUCCUCUGACGCCAUGGAAAGCUUCUUUGAAAUCUUUGAACAGCCGGAACAUGUUAAGUGCCUCAAAGAUGAUCCAAACCUGGUUCGCUCCUUGGGUACCGCAUUUGAUGAACUCGUGCGACACCACCCGGCCCUGAAGACUUCCAUCAUGUCUGCUGUCAUCGUUAUGACCGCCCGUGUUAAUCUUCUCGCCAAAACCAAAGCAUGGAAAUCAGGAUUGGGUGCCAAGCUAUGGACCGAAGAUCCAGAUAACAACACCAAAGCCAUCCUGUCAGGACCUGUCGCUGAUUUGUUCCGUGACAUUGGAGUUGCUGUUGAUGCAUCAAUGGAGGAUCCAGUGACAAUUGGCGUUCCCACUUUAGAUGCGCAUACUCUUCCGAACGGUUCCAAAUUGCUUGUUGGCGACGUGAGCCACUUAUUGCCAUCUGCACAAAGCGACUUCGAGCCAAAGGACCAAGAUGAGCAUGGCCUCACUGUUGCAGACUAUCUUUUCCCUGUCAUUCGAUUCCUCGGCGCCUUCUUUGAAAACCAGCCAAACUGCACAUCUUUCAUUCAAGCUGGUGGAGCGGAAUUUGUUUUGGAUUAUGCAACACUUCAGAGCCUGCCAUAUGGAUUCCAUGGCACAGAUCCGAACCAGGAAUUGACGGUUCUUGUGCACAUGCUUGCUGAAACCAAACCACACCUUGUUAUUCCAUCCUUGGUGGAGCGGGCACAGUCUGCUGUGAACACCCUUUCGGCCUUUUGGGCUGCACCUAAAGAGUCCGGAUUCUUCACGUCAUUCACCAGGCCACUCGAUUCCAAGGCACCUGCACCAGAGGCCACAGAAGCUCUCUCGCAUGGAACCUUCUAUGUGAAGAACCUGAAUGCCGUCCUCGUUCUCACAGACCUACUCCGUGAGAUCUUCGCAUUGCCCCUUUACCAGACUCGACCUGCUCAACAGGUAUCUCCGUUCAGCCAGGUCAAUCUCGCCGACCGUUACUGCAACCUGAUCUCCUCCCUUGGUGAUCUGUUUUCGGCAUGUGUAUGGGAGGCGAUUGUUAAUGAGAAAAAUAACCCGGGUCUUUGGACUCAAGGCAAACAACCACCCCCUGGCAAGCCUUCUCUCCCUGGAGUCGGAGUCUCUCAGGAUUCAACAGAGACCACUGCUGUUGCGACCCAAGUAGAUGGCUCAGGUCCCUCCGAUGGUUCCAAGGCCCCUGCUGCCAAAGAGCCUGAAGGUGCUGAUAAGAAGGUUGACGAAGAAAGCUCUGCUUUCAAGAAUGUUCAGACUCUUCGCUAUCUCUUGGGUGCUCUGCCACUUUCGAUCACAGGCUUCAUGCAUAAUCUUGGCCUUAGCCUUGUCGCCAAGCGGCCUCGUGACUUUUACCAAAAAGGAAAGCAGGGCGCUACCAUGGUUGCCGAGGCUAUCGCCGAUUCUGUUUUACGUGCACUUCAACUUGAUGCACCUAACUCAGGUGCAAGCUCCAAAUACCGCUUCCCUUAUCUCAUUGUCAUCCUCUCUCAGUUUUCACACCUCUUGUAUGAAGCUGGUAGUGAUCGCCCGCAGCCCAACUACUUGACUCUUGUCCUCGUCGCUUUCAAGCGAAGCAACGGGCUCAAGGUGUUGAAGGACAUGUGCGAGAUAUUCAUGCAAGAAGUCAACACUCUCAAGCCAUUGGAACGUGGUGCCGAGACCGAGAAGGAAAUCGCCGACCAGCUCACUGCUGCAAAUGGUGGAAUCAAGAUCAUUCUUGCUAUUUUCACAGAACUCGUUAGCGGUAAAAGCAUUGUUGAGUCUAGCCAGACACAAGCGUUGAUCAGCAACCAUGAUCGGGACCGCGGUCGCUCUGAUUAUUUCCAGCCCGGUCAGUUCCAAGUAGACCUCCGCAUGGAGAUUUUGCCCAUGAUUCAAGACAUGUGGAACUCCGAAUUCGCUACCCAGUCGGAAAGCUUAAUUGUCAAGUUCCUUGUUGACAUUCUUCGUUCAUCACUGGAUGGAGAGUAUGAAUCUGGUGCUGCUAUGAGAUCCGAUACGCCACCUACCGCGACUGAAGUUAUACGCCGACCAUUUGUUGUCAACUCAGACCGCGCAGCAGUGCUCAAAGAGAAGGGCUUCGAAGCUGCUGAUCUGAACGAGGAGGCUCUUUACCGCUGUAACAAUGUUUUGGCUUCCGCUGAAGAAUACUGCAAAGCGCAGGGGUGGCUUCGAGCGCCCCCUAGAUUGCCUCCACUGGCCGCUGAUAUCCAAGCCGGUCCUGCUGAAAACGCCUCGGGUGGUGAGGGUCUCGACGAAGGCCUUCAGAGUGAUACUGCCUUUGCCGGGGAUUCGUUCAUGGACCGCGGGACCCUUGCUAUGCUCCUCGCGCAAGCGACAGGCCACAACGUGGAUUCCCCCUCCCGCUUCAACGCGAAUCUCCCUGAAAGCUUCGACCCUGAAAUGCCUCAGGGGUUAGCUCAGGCCCUUGGUGCUGUAUUCCAAGAUACCGAAUUUGUCAACCGCGAUUCCCGCGGUGAGUCGUCACACCAAGAGCGUCCCUCAUCUGCCCCAGAGCAACCAGAGCCUACCAACGAAUCACAAGAGCCAUCUCGUAAACGCCAGUUCAUUACUGUCGAAGAUCUCGAUGCUGAAAGAGACAAAGUUCGAUCUAACCUGAUUGAACGCUGCCUGGAUGUUCUUAACGUGCACCAUGAUGUAUCAUUUGAGCUUGCGGACCUCAUCUCAUCUGCCAUCAAGAAGCACAAUGAGCCCGAAAGCUUCCGUCGAGACGUUGGAGAAACUCUUGUCCAGUCCCUGGUUUCGCUGCAGAUGGAAAACUUUGAGACGGCCGGAAAAAAGGUCGCCGCCUACGCCCAUAUUCUUGCCCUGGUUCUUCAAGAUCGAGAGAUGUAUGCUGCAACUGUUGAGGAGCUCAAAGAUUGCUUUUCCACUUUCCUGGGCUUUAUCAAACUCCCAACUCCUGAGAAACCUGUCGAUGAAACUUUUCCUUGGGUUGGCCAUGUGUUAUUGAUUCUGGAAAAGUUGCUAUCUGAUGAUUGCCAGCCGCCUCAAAUCACUUGGACCCCACCAACCGCUGAUAACCCCAUUCCCGAUGAGAAGCCAGCUCGGCUUGAGGAUCCACUGGUGUCUCUUGAUGAGAAGACACAGCUUUUUGAGGCCUUGGUUGAAAUUCUACCCCGCGUGGGCAAGGACGACACCCUGGCACUCUCCAUCUGUCGUAUUCUGGUCAUUCUUACUCGAGAACGAAGCAUCGCUGUGCGAUUCGGAGAGAAGCGCAACUUGCAGCGCCUCUUUGUCAUGGUCAAGCAGUUAGCAAGUGCCACCAAUGACAAGCUUCAGAGCUCGUUCAUGUUGAUCUUGCGCCACAUUGUCGAGGACGAAGCUACCAUCCGGCAAAUCAUGCGCAGUGAGAUUGUCACCAACUUCGAGAAUAAAUCGUCUCGCCAAAUCGACACUACUGGCUAUGUGCGACAGAUGUAUCAUCUCGUUCUGAGGGCUCCUGAGAUCUUUGUGGAAGUGACAAAUGAGAAGCUGAGACUGCUUAAAUAUGAACCUUCCCAGCGCCCCCAAGUUCUUGCCUUGAAGGCUGACAAGGAUCGCAAUGCUCGCCUGCGCCAAGAGCAGACCGGCGGGGAAAGUAGCAAGAAUGAGUCCACCGCCGACGAGACUACUGCUUCGGAUGACAAGGAUAAGGAUAAGAGCCAAGGCAAGAACAACGAGCUUAAGGCGCCUGUGGUUGAGAACCCAGAUGGUGUUAUCCACUACCUUUUAUCAGAGCUUCUCUCUUACAAGGACGUCGAUGAUAAAGAAGUCCCGACGGAAGCACCAGAGCGACAAUCUACCGACCGACCUGAGGAUCAACCGUCAACUGACGUCGAGAUGUCCGUUGAUGCAGCUUCACCUUCCGUGUCAAGCGUCGCCGAUGCCCAGUCGAGUCGCACACCUGCCAAGAAGGGCGAGAAGCAGCCAUUCAACGCUGAGGAACAUCAAAUCUACAUUUACCGAUGCUUCCUGCUUCAAUGUCUGACCGAGCUUCUGUCAUCCUACAACCGCACUAAAGUUGAGUUCAUCAACUUCUCGCGGAAGGCUGAUCCUCUUGCCUCCACGCCAUCCAAGCCACGCUCCGGCAUUCUCAACUACCUUUUGAAUGCGCUUGUUCCCCUUGGAACUAUGGACCAUGAUGAUUCUUUGGCCUUCAAGAAACGAAGCAUGACCUCGACUUGGACUAUGCAGGUCCUCGUUGCUCUAUGCACCAAGACCGGUGAAAAUGGUGGCCCUGUUAGACGCCGCGGCGAGCCAAAGCGCAUCGAAGAGGAUGAGCCGGAACUUGCUUUCGUUCGCAGGUUCGUUCUGGAACAUGCUAUUCGAUCCUACAAGGAUGCAAACGCUUCAACUGAGCCCUUGGACGCGAAGUACUCGAAGCUUAUGUGCCUUGCCGACCUUUUCGACAAGAUGCUCAGCGGUUACUCCUAUUCUCAGGAUGCAGGCUUCCCAUCUUCAAACAAACAACUUGCGAAGACAAUGUUUGAGAAACACUUUAUUCCAGCGUUGACUGCCUCUGUUGCCGAUAUUGACCUCAAUUUCCCUUCAUCCAAGCGCGUCAUCAAGUACAUUUUGCGCCCCCUAAAUAAACUCACUCAAACUGCUGUGUACCUCAGCGAGAACUCUGAUAUCGCCAACCUGGGUGAGGCCGAUGACGAUGAUAUAUCUUCUGCAACCUCGGUCUCUGACACGGAUGAUGACCGGGAAGAGACUCCUGAUCUUUUCCGCCACUCUACUCUUGGAAUGCUGGAGCCCCGUCACGACGAGGAAGAAUCUAGCACCGAAGAGUCGGAAGGUGAGGAUGAUGAAAUGUACGAGGAUGAGUACGAUGAAGAGAUGUACGAUGAUGAAGAUAUGAUUGAGGAUGACGGGGAAGUUGUCAGCGACGAAGACGAAGAGGAUGUUGAAGGCAGAGGUCCCAUCGAAGGUCUCUCGGGUGAUGCUGUCGAAGUCAUUAUUGAUGACGAUGAUGAUGAUGACGACGACGACGAAGAUGACGAUCAUUCUGAUAUGGACGAUGAUGACAUGUUUGUCGACGAGAUCACUGGUGAUCAUGACAACGAGAGUCUGGGAGAAGGGCAAGAGGACGAAUGGGAAAGUGAAGAAAUGACUGAAGACGAAGAAGAGGCUGAGAUGAUGAACCAGUUUGAGGAUGAACUGGCUGAUAUCCAUCAGUCAUCCAACCCACCGCCGCACUCUGCUAAUAACCGUAUUGGUGAACUUUUCCGUGCUCUCAACGACGCUGCCGCCGGUGGUGUUCCCGAUAUUCAUGCAAAUGGCCUGGGAAUGAACGUUCACGAUGAAAUUCUGGAUGACUUGGUUGAUGAAGGAGAGGACGAUGAGGAUAUGGAUGACAUUGACGAUGAGAUGGAUGACUACGAUGACUAUGAUAUGGACCAGGGCUCCGAGGGAGAUAUGGAUGGUAAUUGGAACCCCUAUGACUUAUUAAUGAUGCCAGGCUCGUUAACAUCACGUUCUCAAGAUGAAGAUCUCCUCGAACCUUGGGGCUGGGAAGGCGAUGAGCCCCCACCUCCCCGACCCCAUGUCUCUCGCUUCCGUGGCGGUGCACCACCCGCUUGGGCUACUGUCACUGAAAUCAUGCCUGGACGCCACGGUGGCCUCGUACCGCUGCAACCCUAUCCCCGCGUCCAUCGAAACCAGAUGCCCCCCCGUGGCAACGAUGAUGGUACCAAUCCUCUCUUGCUGCGCAAUGACGUUGGUGUCGAUCCCUCUGCUCCGCGUCUCGGACCGGCCGGCAACGAUCCGUUCUCUGGUGAAUGGAGUCAAGUUGAAGGUGGUGGUCGCAUGCUUUCCAUGGAUAGCCCCGUCAGCUUCAUGAACGCUAUAAUGCAAGCUAUUAGUGGACAAGCUACUCCUGGCCUUGGUGUCAUCUCUCGCCCUGAUGGUUUCCAUGUCCAUGUUGACCGUCGAACUUUGCCGGGCCGUAUUCAAGACAUGUUCAGCUCUAUCGCUCGUCCUUCUAAUCCUGCUGCGCGCAGCCGGGAUGAUCCAAACAAUGCCGUCAAAUUUACCUUGUCGACAACAAGAAACCGCUGGCAAGAAGAAGCUCGCCUCCUGUUCAGCAACGGUUACGUGGAAAAAUCGCAGCGUGUUCUCAAUUCUCUCAUGAAAGUCAUGGUUCCUCCUGCUAUCGAGGAAGGAAAGCAAAACCAGAAGAUCGAAGAGGAAAAGCAGAAGCGCCUUCGCGAGCAACUAGUUGAGAAGGAACGCCAGGAGCGUAUUGCCCGAGAGGAAGAAGAGCGCGAGAAGAAGCGCAAGGAGGAGGAAGAGAAUUCUAGGCUAGAAGCUGAAAGAGAGCAACUGGAAGCUGAGCGACAACUGGCUGGUGUUGAUGAACCCAUGGAAGAUAUUCAACAGACUGAUAAUUCAGCUGAGCCUGUCGCCAACUCAUCUGCUCAACCCGAGCCUGAAACUGCUCGAGCAGUCGUCCACACAACUAUUCGGGGCCGGCAGGUUGAUAUCACUGCGUUGGAAAUCGACCCCGAGUACCUAGAAGCUCUGCCAGACGAGCUCCGAGAAGAGGUAGUUAUGCAGCAACUCGCCGAACACCGAUCUCAAGCCGCUGCCGCUGGCGAAGAUACCGAGAUCAACCAGGAAUUCCUGGAAGCCUUGCCUGCCGAGAUUCGUGACGAGUUGCUGCAGCAAGAAGCUGCCGACCGCCGCCGUCGAGAGCGGCAUGAUCCCGCUCGUCGACAACAACCGCCUGCUGGUUCUACUGCACCGCGUGCUGAGGAUAUGGAUGCCGCUAGUUUCCUUGCGACUCUCGAUCCCUCUUUGCGUCAAGCCGUGCUCGCUGAUCAACCGGAAGAAGUGCUUGCUGGGUUAGGCCCCGAGUAUCUAACGGAGGCACGAGCUCUUGGUGGUCGUCGUAUUGCCCAGUUUGGUGACCUUGUUGGGGGAAUGGAGCACCGUCCGAGAAACGAGCCUGCUACGGAUCAAGAACCUAAGAAACCCCAGAGACGCCAAAUUGUCCAGAUGCUUGACAAGGCUGGCGUGGCUACUCUUCUGCGCUUGUUAUUCAUGCCUCUUCAGGGUAAUGCACGCAAUCAGUUCCACGAGAUUGUCUACAAUGUCUGUCAGAAUCGUCAGAAUCGUGGCGAGGUCAUCAGCCUUAUCUUGUCUGUCUUGCAAGAUGGUAGUACUGAUUCUUCCGCCAUCGAGCGCAGCUUUUCUCACCUCUCGCUUCGUGCUAAGGCUCCUAGUUCUCAGAAGACUCCACAGUCUGGCAAACAGCGUAACGUUGCUCUGCCGACCUCUAGCAUCAGCAACGAUGUGACACCAACAAUGGUCGUACAACAGUGCCUCGCAACCUUGUCCUCUCUGUCCGAGGGUAGUCCUCACAUUGCUUGGUUCUUCUUGACUGAGCAUGAUUCCACGUCCUCGCUCAAAUUGAAGGCUUUCCGAAAAGGAAAGGGCAAGGAGGGUCGAGCCAACAAAUUUGCUCUGAACGCUCUCCUUUCGCUUCUUGACAGAAAGUUGAUCAUGGACAGCCCUAAUUGUAUGGAGGCGUUGUCUACUUUACUUGGCAACAUAACUCAACCGCUCACUGUUCUGCUCCGUCGUGAAAAGGAAAAGCAAGAAGAAGAAAAGGGCAAGAAGGCCGAGGUCGAGGCAGCCCCUGUUGAGGAGACUUCGAAUGAACAAAAUCAAUCCGCUCAGGCCACGGAAUCUGGCACGGACACCACCAUGACAGAUGCUCCCCUGCCCACCGUUGAGACGGCCGAGGGACAAUCCGCCGAGGAUGUGACAGAUGACAAAGAAGAGACCAAGGAAGCCGGAGGGGAUGAGAAGCCUGCUGAAGAAGAGAAGCGCAAACGCAAGAGCAUUGAGCCUCCUGUUGUCCCUGACCAUAACUUCCGCCUGGUCGUUCACAUUCUUGCAGCUCGCGAAUGUAACGGAAAAACUUUCCGUGAAACCCUCUCUACCAUCAACAACCUUUCUGCGAUCCCUGGUGCUCGUGACGUGAUUGGCAAUGAGCUCGUCAGCCAAGCACAGUCCCUCAGUGAUAUUAUUCUUGGGGACCUUGAGGAGCUACUUCCUUACAUCCACCAAUCCAAGACUGGAACAGACAUGCAAGGCUUAGCCUUGGCCAAGUUCUCUCCAGCCAGCUCUGAUCAGGCGAAGCUGCUUCGAAUACUCACCGCGCUCGAUUAUCUGUUCGACCCAACUCGUGUUGACAAGUCUAAGGGAAGCGAGCCCGAAUCUGCUCCCAAGGAAGAUGUCCUCAAGAGACUGUAUGAGAGUGCCACUUUCGGUCCUCUCUGGACGAAGCUGAGCGACUGCCUGACUGUCAUUCGCCAGAAAGAGAACAUGCUGAACGUGGCUACUAUUCUCCUACCCCUGAUCGAAGCAUUGAUGGUUGUUUGCAAGAAUACCACCCUCAAAGACCAACCGGUCUCUCGUGGCAGCCGCGAGCUUUCUGUCAACAGUGCCUCGGCUGACGCCGGUCUUAGCAUGGAGAAUAUCUUUUUCAAGUUCACUGAGGAACACCGCAAGAUUCUUAACGAGCUUGUUCGGCAGAACCCCCGCCUGAUGAGCGGCACAUUCUCUCUGUUAGUGAAGAACCCCAAGGUUUUGGAGUUUGAUAAUAAGCGCAAUUACUUUACUCGUCGCGUUCACUCCCGUGGUGUCGAACCUCGUCACCCUCAUGCUCCCCUCCAACUCUCUGUGCGCCGAGACCAAGUCUUCCUUGAUUCGUUCAAGUCUCUGUACUUCAAGAGUGCCGAUGAGCUCAAGUAUGGCAAGUUGAACGUCCGUUUCCAUGGUGAAGAGGGUGUCGAUGCCGGUGGUGUCACUCGGGAAUGGUUCCAGGUCCUUGCCCGUGGCAUGUUCAACCCCAAUUACGCUCUCUUCAUUCCCGUUGCUGCCGACCGGACUACUUUCCACCCCAACCGUUUGAGUGGUGUCAAUUCCGAACAUUUAAUGUUCUUCAAGUUCAUUGGCCGAAUCAUCGGCAAGGCUCUUUACGAGGGUCGUGUUCUAGACUGCCACUUCUCUCGUGCCGUCUACAAGAACAUCCUUGGACGUUCUGUGUCCAUCAAGGACAUGGAAACGCUUGACCUAGACUACUACAAGUCCUUGCUCUGGAUGCUGGAGAAUGAUAUUACGGAUAUCAUCACCGAGACCUUCUCCAUCGAGACAGAUGCCUUUGGUGAGAAGCAGACAAUCGACCUUGUUCAUGACGGUCGCAACAUCCCAGUCACCCAGGACAAUAAGGAGGAGUAUAUUCAGCGUGUGGUUGAGUACCGUCUGGUGGAGUCCGUCCGAGAACAGCUUGACAACUUCCUGAAAGGCUUCCAUGAAAUCAUUCCUCCUGAUCUCAUUUCCAUUUUCAACGAGCAGGAACUGGAGCUCCUAAUCUCUGGUCUGCCCGAAAUUGAAGUUGAUGAGUGGAAGAACAACACCGAGUACCACAAUUACUCCGCCUCGUCACCACAGAUCCAGUGGUUCUGGCGUGCCGUUCGUUCAUUCGACAAGGAGGAGCGUGCCAAGUUGUUGCAAUUCGUCACUGGUACUUCUAAGGUGCCUCUGAACGGGUUCAAGGAACUAGAAGGCAUGAACGGAGUGAGCAAGUUCAAUAUCCACCGCGAUUAUGGCAACAAGACUCGUUUGCCCAGCUCGCACACAUGUUUUAACCAGCUUGAUCUUCCCGAAUAUGAAAGUUAUGAAGAUCUCCGUCAACGGCUUUACACCGCGAUGACAACUGGUGGCGAGUACUUCGGUUUCGCAUAG
Penicillium verhagenii is the source of this 12162-nucleotide messenger RNA. It is a transcript of the gene tom1, whose product is annotated as E3 ubiquitin-protein ligase TOM1. The transcript has 5 exons. Lineage: Eukaryota; Fungi; Ascomycota; Eurotiomycetes; Eurotiales; Aspergillaceae. Gene Ontology annotation, molecular function: ubiquitin-protein transferase activity. The record is from RefSeq and is a predicted model, not a curated record. Gene Ontology annotation, biological process: positive regulation of protein catabolic process; proteasome-mediated ubiquitin-dependent protein catabolic process; protein polyubiquitination. Bases 1 to 12162 code for a protein of 4053 amino acids.